Molecule: messenger RNA, 3042 nt
Organism: Sphaerulina musiva SO2202
Lineage: Eukaryota; Fungi; Ascomycota; Dothideomycetes; Mycosphaerellales; Mycosphaerellaceae
Exons: 2
Coding region: 1-3042 (1013 amino acids)
Source: RefSeq, a predicted model, not a curated record
AUGGCCGCCAUGUCUGCGCUCGCCCACGCGCGCCGGCGCAAACAAGCGACCUACGGCAAGGCCUCUCGCAAUUCAAGCGCAUGGAACAUCACUGGCUUCGCAGACGAUGAGGAUGAGUUGGCGUCAGCAGCAAGUGUUGUUGCACAACCAGCGGUGGAGGUCAGACCCACGGACACACAACGUGUAGGCAAACGCAUAUCUGAACCUCGCCGCCCCCCCAAACAUGUCGAAAGUCGUUCGAUGAAACAAGACAUGUGGGAUGUGCCAUCUUCGGAUGACGACGUGGGUAACAGCAUCAUGCGCCGAUCACCGCCGAAACCCGUAGGGAGGCGUAAAAUUGACAGCGUGGUAGAGGAAGACGUACCGUUAGCGCCCUGGGAGCAGAAGAGGACAUUGCGGACUGGAACGGCAUUGGCAGAGCCUGCUGGAGCGAAUAAAAUUGCUACCGAGAUGCAAAUUCGGGCCAAAACGGGUCCCCAAGCGCAGCAGGGAAAAGAGGUGCUUCCAAGCGCCGAGAGCGUCUCGCCUGAGAAGCUUGUCAGCCCUGGCACUGGAAGCGCUGCAGAUAGACUGAAGGCGAGGAGACAGUUGCUGGAUCGUAGCGCCGCAUCUGUCGCCAGUGAGAUGCAAAAGUCAUCCCCCACGACCCAGAAGCGGUUGGAACAUGGAAGCUCUGAUUCGAACCCAACGCCACGAAAGCGACAUCGACAAGCAAAAGAAGCGACCGAGGAUGGAGGUGAUGUGGUAAUGCUGGAUGUGCCAGGCUGUAGUCUGUCCUCCGUGCAGGCCGCAACCAAGGUCUUACCGAUGGCUUCAUCAAUUGCAGGGGAGGACGCUUCGCUAAAGUCAAGGGCUGCAUCGCGUCAACAGGUGCAGCGAAAUCCUCGUCGUGGAAAGCUCUCAAAUGUAUCUCGAGUGUCCCCGCAAACUAUGGUGUCCGCCCCGGCACGUUUGACGGAAAUGCUUGUGGAUGACACGGAUGCGACGCCAGAUUAUUCCCAUUCGCCGAGUACGUUUACAAGUCGGCCAUCGACUCCUCAGAAGCAUUCGGGCUCGACUGGCACAUCUAGUCCAGAGACUGCAAGGAAGAUCACGUCAACACCAAAGCAAGACCACUUAUGGAGCCAGCUCCUGUCGGAGGAUUCAGCUGUAGGAUCACCAAGCGUGCUACCUUUGGACGGACUCACUUUGCACGCGGAUCGACGCACGGGAGUAAAGAGGACUGCUGCUACUCGGAUCCUCACAAAGUCAAGCUCCGAUAUUGGGCCCACACGGGAGCGUCCUAAGCUAGUUGAUCGCCUCAAAGCAUCUGCACCCAGCUCUGAUUCAGAUCGAAGUGGCAGUGAGCAAGACGAGAGCGACGCGGAGGAUGUUGACAUGAGUAGCGAUGAGCCUGCGGCACAUGAAAGUGGUCAUUGCCAAUCGCAGAGCUAUAGCCAAAGCACAGCAUUUGUCGAGAGUGUCCCUCGGAUUACUUAUUCGCGGGUUCGAUCCUACUUGCCUGAGGAUAGUUUCGAGGAUGGUCUCAUGCUGAGUAUCCCAAGCGCGCCCAAAGCAGCAGCAGCUCCGUCCAUAUCGCGAAAGAUGACGAGUUCGAACUCGGCAUCACAGCAGUCUAUAUAUGACCUGCCAGACAGUGACGAUGAGGAUACUAAUGGACGGCUUCGAACGGUACACGAGUUACGAGCAGCUGGGAGCAACCAGCGAUUCAUGGACGAGACUUCUGGUCUACUGGAUGAUAUCGCCGUACACGCAAUGUCGGCCCGGGGUCGGCGUCGAAGUGCUCUCGUUGAGCUCACGAAGAAGCUCAUGGCCAGUAAAGCGUUUGUGGAGAAGUUUUUCCGACAAGGAUUUGAGCAAAAGCUGCUUGCUGAACUUGCAGCGCCCGCCGACGAGAUUGCAGACUUUGUCCUCGCGGUGGCUCUGGUGAGCCUGCUCACAGAGGAAUGUCCCGAGCACGCAGCGAAAUCUAUGAAGGAGCGCCAUGCUACAGCAUGGUUAGCGCAACGGCUCAUGAAUGAUAGUUGCAUGGCCAAGCGGGCCAAAGACCGAAAGAACAACAUGUCCAAGGCAGCACAGGCAACAUUUAUCGAAUUUGUUGAUAUUGCUUGCGCGCAUGACACCUUCUGGGGUGAUCUCAGGCCUACGGCGAUUACGACUCGCACGGUCGUGUUAAAGGCAUUAGAUAGUCUGGUGGGUAAGCUUCGUCGGUCCGGCGACCGCUCCGAACUCCUCGGGCGCGAAGAAGUGCGAGCGAUCCUAUUCUCCGAGCACGAGCUCGAUCUGCUGAUGGGCCGCGAGGAGGACUUGCCGACGGACAUGUGUCUGUCCGUUUCCACGCUCGAGAAUCUGGCCACGCUGAGCGACGGGAACUCAUGGCCACCCGACGUGGUGCAGCAGCUGGGGAAACUGCUCAUCAGUCCGAUGCUUGCCAGCGAGAAACUCCGGCAUUUGCGCUUUCUGGCGCUGCGGUUAUGUUCCAAUCUCACCAGCGACAACGUGAGGAGCUGUCGGCAGCUGACCAAGCUCACGGUGGUGCACAGCUUGCUGGAAUGCGUCAGCCGUGGCCUGCGAGGGCUGGGUUCCAGCAUGGAGGCGAUCGAUUUGGACGUGUUGGUGCUCGAAAUGGGAGUGACGAUCAACGUGGCUGAGCAGGUCGAGUCUGCGCGAGCGAGCGCUGCGAGCAGAGAGACUGCGCCCAUACUCGUGCAGCUGGUGACAGCGUUCAAUGCCGGACAGAAGCGGCUGCUCGAAGCGGAAACGGAAGAGGGCGCGGCAGCCAACGUGGCAUAUGCCUAUCUGGCCGUGGUACUCGCGAUUCUGUGCAGGAACCGAGAGGCCAAGGUGGUGAUUGCUGGUCAGCUGCCUGGUCAGAAGCUCCACACGCUCAUCGAGGUGGUGGAGGAAUUCAUCAGACAUCAAAGCAGAGUGGAUAAACUCGCAUUUGGCGGCGAGGAAGGCGGUGAAGUGUGGACAGCAUUCACGGAGAAGUUGAAGGGCAUCUUGGAGCGGCUCAAGACGGCAGCAGAGCAGGAUGAUUGA